CUUGCGAUAAUUUUGUAGCCCCUCCCCCCUUUGAUUUGACACUUUUUUCGGUAGUGUAGCGUCCCAUUCCUCCCUCUCCCUAACAAACCUUGUUUCAGUUGUGUAGUGUCCCGUCCCUCCAUCACUCUCCUAAACCCCCCGCCGCCACUGAGCCACCUACCUCCCCACUCCACCUCUGGGCCGCCCCUUUCUCACUGUUACUGUUUGCAUAUACUAACCAUGUGAUCGCCGUGAUUUGCUAUCAUAGCAAUCACAUGACCUCCCUGGGCUCUGACUGACCCCGGAGACAAUGCCUCAUUUGCGAGGCAAUUUCCGGGGCUCAAACCACAGGCAUAACAUUACGUCCCUUAAGACCCUUUUUUGUGAGGUAAUGGUACGUCUAUUUGGCUUAAGGGGUUAAGUGUCCAGUAUUCUUGUGAAGAUUUAACUGGACAGCAUGCAAAAUAUUGAACUGUCCAGUUGAAUACCGGACACAUGGCAACCCUAGUCCUGGAUGAAUAAGAAAUUGGAGUUGACAAGUAAAAAAUGUGUCUCUUUCUUAUCUUUAACAUUGUGUGGACUAGUAUCUUUUACCCCUGGUGUAGUAACUCCCCCCCCCCGACUAGGAAACGACAGUGAUAUUUUCCACCUCUGUGCACAUAUAUUUGCAGAAUACCAGCUCUAGUAUUUCUAUUGGCCCCCUCUCUCAUAUUGUGAGCUUGGGGUUAUUUCUUUCCUUUGCUAUCUUCCCUGCCAUUCCACACAUUUGUUCCCUGCUCUGUUCAUUCUUACAUACACAUUGUCUCUCCUCCCUGUUUGUCCUCCUUGCCCUCCUGUAACUCUGUGCAGUUCAUUCUUCUCUCUCUCUCUAUACAUUGUUUAUGUUCUUUGUCAUCUCCAUUAAAUCCUGUCUCACUCCUCUUCUCCUUGUACUUUCUUUCUUUGCAUCCUUUUCUAUUCCUGCAGCUCUUCUCUCUCUCCCCUCACUGCUUCUCUCUAUUCUUUCUCUCCUCCCUGCUGAUUCUAUUUAUUCUCUCUACUCCUUUGAAGUUCCCUUUUUAACUGGAGAGGUUGCUAAAUAUUGUUUUGCUGGGGGAGCUGUAGUUAUUACCAAUCUAAACUCCAAACUAGGACUUCUCUGUGUUCCCUGCUGACUGACAGUCAAAUACAGGAAUAUGCAUAACUGUUACAUAGAUGUUCAUUUAUAGCAGAGAUGGUCAAACACCUCAUUGUUACUUAUAACAAAUACUCACCUGCAUGCGCACACACAUAGCAUCUAAUGUAUCCAUACACACAGACAGUAGAACUCUCAUACAUAUGCCUAAUAAAUACAUACACACUACAUUAACCCUCUGUUGCCCCCCCCCCCCACACACACACACAUUUUGUGUCCGCUCUCUGACCUACAGACAUUAAUACUUUUAUACCCAGGCUGCCUCUCACACCGUGAUCAUUCUGUUAAUUUGACUGAUUGAAACCCAGCACUCAUCGUGAAACUAACAUGCUUGCUAUGCCCACACUCACUCACACAUUGUUCUCACCUUUCAUACAGGAACACAUGAACCGCUUUUGUUCCUGCACAGACAGCCAGUGACAGAGCUGUCACCUUCUGCUCUUACUGUAACUGGCUCUCACAGAGAGAGACACACACAUCACACAGGCAUACAUAGCUCUCACACUGAUAGCCACAGACACUUCUUUCUCACACUGCCACACACAGAACUUUGUCACAUUGACACAAACAUACACACAGACCUUACGCUGGUACAUAGACAGCUGUCCUGUCACACGUGUGCACACACACACUCACUGCUCUUUGUCACUCUAACAAACAUACACAGAUCUUCCUCUCACAAAUAAAGAAACACACCCUUCUCAUUCUUUCCCUGACACACACACACCUCACACUGGCAGGCAUGUUUAUUUGCUAGUCUGAAUUACUUCUACUUCCAGUGGAUUUGCCCUCAGCCUGUCUCUUCGGUGAAAAUCCUCUCUUCAAGACCAGCCCUGUAUUCUGCAAGCCCCUAUUUCCCCCACCUGACCAUCUUCUCUAUGGAUACUUUUUUCAAACGACACUUCAGGAGGAAGCCUGUGGCAGCACCCUUGGUGCCCUAUAACCCUUCAAUCCCAAGAAGAUGUAGUGUGGUCGUAACAACUGGCAAAGCUCGACGCCGUUCCAGUGCCGGACAGGCUUCAUCCUCCCUCUCCAUGCAACGUCGCUGCUCUGUAGCCCAAGUUCUCCCUCUCAGCGUUGGCACAGCUGCUUAUGCAGUAAGAAAAGAUUUGCAAGGACGUCGGAGGUCCAGUACUACCACCCCAGGGCUGAGCCCUCGGUUUGCUGUAAACAAACGAAGAGGUGGAAGGUUGCACUCUAUCGAUAAUCAGCUUUUGGGACCCUCCAUGUUGCUGGCAAGCUUGAUUUCAGUGAAGGGAGAGGAUGGGAAAAGAAUAGAGAGCUCAGAAGAUGAAGAGUUGGGAGACACCUCAGAGGAUGGAGACAACCUGGAAGAUCAGUGUUGCAGAGCUGGAGGUGUGAUGAGGAUUCCUGGAGAAAUCUUAGAAUCCCAUAGUUCCCCCGACGACUCUAAUCACCACACAUUAAAAGCCAUUGCUAAGUCAGGAGUCCAGCACUUGGCACUUUCUCCGAGCGUCCUCAACAAUGAUUCUGAGGCCCAUAUACAGAACACUGUCGACUGGAGUGAGACUGCUUUGUAUGGGGAUCAUUUGUGGUUUGAAACAAAUGUAUCUGGAGAUUUCUGUUAUGUAGGAGAACAAAACUGCAUGGCCAAAAUACAGCAGAAGUCAGCUUCCCGAAGAAAGUGUGCAGCAUGUAAGAUUGUGGUUCAUACACCAUGCAUCGAGCAACUUGAGAAGAUAAACUUCCGUUGCAAACCAUCAUUCCGUGAAUCUGGCUCUCGCAAUAUACGGGAGCCAGUAAUUGUUCGGCAUCACUGGGUACAUCGCAGGCGGCAGGCAGGAAAAUGCAGACAGUGUGGAAAGGGGUUCCAGCAAAAAUUUGCAUUCCACAGUAAAGAAAUUGUUGCAAUCAGCUGCUCUUGGUGCAAACUGGCUUACCACAACAAAGUGUCCUGCUUCAUGCUGCAUCGUAUAGAGGAGCCUUGUUCCCUUGGGGCGCAUGCUGCUGUUAUUGUGCCCCCCACAUGGAUCAUUCGGGUUCGCCGGCCACAGCAGAGCUCACUCAAAUCAAGCAAAAAGAAAAAGAGACCGUCCUUUAAAAGAAGACCAAGCAAGAAAGGAGUAGAGGAGCCUAAACUGCGCCCGUUCAUUAUCAGACCUGCACCCUGCCCCCUUAUGAAACCUGUACUUGUUUUUGUCAACCCCAAAAGUGGUGGUAACCAAGGUGUGAAGAUCCUCCAGUCUUUCAUGUGGUAUCUGAAUCCACGCCAGGUGUUUGAUCUCAGCCAGGGUGGGCCAAAGGAAGCCUUAGAAAUGUAUCGUAAAGUUCCAUCUUUGCGAAUCCUGGCAUGUGGUGGAGAUGGAACUGUGGGAUGGAUUCUAUCUGUUUUGGACCAGCUACAUCUUUUUCCACCUCCACCUGUUGCCAUCCUUCCUCUUGGGACUGGAAAUGACCUUGCCAGAACACUCAACUGGGGCGGUGGUUACACAGAUGAGCCGCUCUCUAAGAUCCUGAGUCAUGUGGAAGAGGGCGCAGUAGUCCAGCUGGAUAGAUGGAAUCUACAUGUGGAGAAAAACCCUGAGGCCUGUGAGGAGGACAGAGGAGACGGUGCCACAGAUAAGCUUCCCUUGGAUGUCUUCAAUAAUUAUUUCAGCCUGGGGUUUGAUGCUCGUGUCACUUUGGAAUUUCAUGAAUCUCGAGAGGCAAAUCCGGAAAAGUUUAACAGCCGUUUUCGUAAUAAGAUGUUCUAUGCAGGGACUGCUUUCUCUGAUUUCCUGACUGGCAGCUCACGUGAUCUGGCCAAACAUAUCAGCGUUGUGUGUGACGGCACAGACCUAACUGCUAAAAUUCAGGAGCUGAAGCUACAGUGUCUGGUGUUCCUUAACAUCCCCCGGUAUUGUGCUGGUACUAUGCCGUGGGGCAAUCCUGGAGAGCAUCAUGAUUUUGAACCUCAGCGACAUGAUGAUGGAUGUAUCGAAGUGAUUGGUUUCACCAUGGCCUCCCUGGCUGCUCUGCAAGUUGGAGGUCAUGGUGAACGACUGCACCAAUGCAGUGAGGUGCUUCUUCGUACAUAUAAGUCCAUUCCUGUGCAGGUAGAUGGAGAGCCUUGCAAAUUGGGACCUUCUGUGGUGAAGAUUAGUUUACGGAACCAGGCUGCCCUUAUACAGAAAACCAAGAGACGUACAUCUGUUCCACUCCUCAAUGAUCAGCAGCCAGUUCCUGAAAGACUGCGUCUACGUGUUAACCGCAUAUCCAUGCAUGACUACGAGGCACUGCACUACGACAAAGAAAAGCUGCGAGAGGCCUCUCUCCCGCUGGGAGUUAUUGUGGUUCCUGGAGACAGUGAUCUGGAGACUUGUCGCGCACAUAUUCAGCGACUACAAGAGGAUUUCCCAGCGUAUCCCACAAUUUUGCAGCACCUUGAUCUAAAGGAGGAUGGAACAUCAAAACCACCAACUGUCUCAUCACAAAAACUGUCUCCAAAGUGGUGCUUCUUAGACUCAACCACGGCAGACCGUUUUUACCGGAUCGACCGUGCACAGGAGCAUCUGAAUUUUGUACUGGAGAUCUGCCAGGAUGAGCUGUACGUUUUGGAUCCUGAGCUUAUUAUCACCCAGUCUGUUGGUACAUCCCCUGCCAUGCCAGACUCCAGGUGCCAGUCUAUCAGCCCCUCUACCCAACACUUCCAGUUUCCACAACCACCUCACUCUCCCCCAGAUUCUCCCGCACUCCCUGAGCUGCAGGAAGAACCUUUCCAAGGCAGGAUGGGCAGUGACAGCUCUGCAUCCAAACCAUCCGUCUUAAACCCACCAAGGGCAGAAACAGACCCCAAUGUCUCCCAGCUUGACAGAAUGUUAUUGGAUGCUGUGAAGAACAGUGAUUUUGAAAGGUUUCGGGAGGCACACCGUGCUGGGGGCAACUUGAUGUUGCAAGACGCUGAUGGGCGCACUGUCCUGCAUCAAGCAGUAAUGUCUGGGAGUAAAGAGAUUGUAAAGUAUAUAAUUGAGCAUGCACCCUCUGACCUUCUGGAUGUAGCAGAAUCUAAGAGUGGGGAAACAGGUUUGCACCUCGCCGCAUCUUUGCGUCAGCGCACAAUUUGUCAUUACAUAGUGGAGGCUGGAGCAUCACUAAUGAAAACGGACUUACAGGGUGAUACCCCAAAAAACCGAGCAGAGAAGGCCAAAGACCCAGAAUUGGCUGCAUAUCUGGAAAAUAGGCAGCACUACCAAAUGAUCCAGAGAGAAGAUCAGGAGACAGCGGUUUGACGAGACAGAGCAAUAGAGGAGAUAAUCUGCACAACACAAAGAGACUUGCACCUCCCUACACAAAAUCUUGGACUUCCCGAUCUUCUAACUGAAGGACUGCACUUUUUUCCUUUCCAGCUUCAAAGCCUUAUUACAAAUAGCAAUCCCAUCUCUGAGAAAAUACUUUAUCCUCUAUCUUAACUACUUAAUCCUCCAAUGGUCUCACUAGGGUAGAAAAUAAUAUAUUUGAAAUAACCCCUACAACCCUACCUUGUUGACCUUCUCACUGUGCAAUUCUCACAUUUUGUCAGCUUUAUUUUAUGUUUGUUUUGUGUCUGUCUAAUUUGCCUCCCGCAUACAUACACACCUCACCAAACCUGAAGCUGGGAACAGAUACCGAAUUUGCUUUUCAAGGUGCAGGAUUCGUUAUGUGCUUGUUCCUUUUACUCACAGAUCCCUCAGGCCGUUAAGCCUCUGUGCUGUUACUGUACAGGGGUUGAGUUUACAUUUUCUGAGUGAUCACAUUAUCCAGUUUUUGUUUGUAAUAGUUGCUGUUGAAUUUGCAGUGCAAAAAAACAUUUUCUAUCAGUCUCAUGAGGAUUGUGAUAUGUAGAUAUCGAUGUCUGUGUGUAUAUAUACAUAUGCACCUUUAACUCUGCACUUACACUGCAGAGAAGUCUCUUGAUUACAAUGUUUGCAUUUAACUCUCAUGUUCCUGUCUACUACUAUUAUUUGGGAUCUGUGAAUUAGUUGCAUUGAUAGCCACGAUCAUUUCCUAAUAGGAAUUUGGAAAGGAUGUUGAAAAUCAACUAAGGAUCUUUCCAGUCUUAUUCCUGAAAAGUGUUUUUUUUUCCUGGCAUUUAGAUGAUAAAUUGGUGAAUUUAGUAUCGACAACACAUUGGGUCAUGUUGACCAUCUUGGCAAGUUGAUAUUAAUUAUAACAAUGGUCCAUUUCAAUCAUCUUGUGCAAUCAAUUACUUGUGUUGCAGUUAUUCCUAUUUUUAUAUAAAGGUUUACAAUUCUUAUUACUGAGAUAGUUUGCUACAGUUGUACUUGUGGAUCUGUUUAUUUUAACUUAUUGCAUAUUUUUGUUAAAUUUCUUUUGACUUUUUAUAUUCCUUUUACCUUCUUUUUUUUUAUCUCUGAGCUUUCUCCGUUUAUGGUCAUCUAGAAACCUUGUUUUUAUCGGCUUUUAAAGAAAACAAACCCUAUUGCUCGACAAUCUAGACUUUUAUUCUUCUAUUUUAACUGUAGAGGUUAAUUGAACUCUGCCCUCAUCAUCAUUUCAAGUAACACUGCAGAGUGAUUUCUUGCCCCAGAGGGGUAUGUAAUGUGCUGGGCAGCUGUGUUUGCUGCUAUUGUGAAAGCAAUUUGUAAAGGUCAGCAUGUGUCCUUAAUAUGUGCAGCAAUGUAGCAUAGUAAGCAAUAUGCCUGCAGUAUGCAGAACUAAGUGCAUUUACAAAUGAUUUACUAUUUUGCAAGUGAUUUGCAUCUCUGACACACAUUGCAUUGAUGUCGUGUUGCAGGUGCAGUCGCUUACUUGUGCGAGGCACUGGACAGCUAUUUGUGGUUUUUUACGUAAAACCAAUUCAUCCAUUGGAUGCUACACAAGGAUGCAGCUCAAUUCUGUGCUAUAUUGUAGCUGUCUAAGGCAUCCAAGUUAAAGGAGCAUAAAACUCAAAAUUCAAAUGCACAUAAAUACAUUUCAGUUUAAAAAAAAAAAGGAUUUUGCAAUACAAUUAUUGAUUGUAUGUUAUUAAUGUGCACAAAGCAUAUAUGCAUAUGCCCCAUGCACCUGUAUUCACAGCCCUGCUCAGAGAGCAUAUAUAGCAUCACUUCCAAUAAAAUAUGCCACUGCCCGCUCUCUAACCUGUACAUUCAUAUGUGUUUCAUUUUUAAGAUUUAUGUUCCUUUAGCAACUUACCUGGCAGGAGUAAUUAUUAAUAAGGAUUUUGCUUCUAGUGUUUCUGUGGCGUGCCACUACUGCUGGGUGCACAGAAAGAGAGACCUUAAAGUAGGUUUCAUGUUAGGUAGAAUGAUUUGUGAAACAAAUGUUUGAGGUUAUCAGUAGUAUCAUGCUUUGGCACCUAGCACAUUUCUAGCAGGUAUGACUUCACUUGACCUUCUAGGUAGAUUUCUAGCUCUACCUGCUGAUUAGUAGAAGUUUUGCAAUGUUCUGAACUCGACUGAGAGCUAUAGUAUUAAUUUAGGUCCUCCAGCCCACUUGGUUGUCUGACUUAAGGAGACCUUAAAGUACACAGAGUGUUGCACACUGUUUUUAUUGUGGUGUUUUCGGUUUCUCAGGGUGCUCGGGGGAUAUGGACUGUCUGCCCCCCAUCCUUCCCUUGCUUUCCUCACAAAUCCCUGCCUGUGCAAUAUUUGGUUUCUGUAUCAGAACCCCUGAGUUGGACCUUUCUUUGUAUUGUUGUUGUUUGAUGUGAUAGGUUCGCUCUUAAAAUAUGUACACACUGUGUCUGCCACCCAUUGACUGUAGAGGUUAAUGGUGGAGCUAAAUUUACACUUCUAACACUUAAAUAUUGUUUUCUUGCCAUUUAAAUAAAAAAUAAUACAUUUUACUUUUA
Bombina bombina (fire-bellied toad) is the source of this 7943-nucleotide messenger RNA. RefSeq names its product diacylglycerol kinase zeta (gene DGKZ). Gene Ontology annotation, molecular function: ATP-dependent diacylglycerol kinase activity; protein binding. Gene Ontology annotation, biological process: lipid phosphorylation; diacylglycerol metabolic process; intracellular signal transduction. Lineage: Eukaryota; Metazoa; Chordata; Amphibia; Anura; Bombinatoridae. The transcript is spliced from 33 exons. The coding region runs from base 2032 to 5382 and encodes 1116 amino acids. The record is from RefSeq and is a predicted model, not a curated record. Gene Ontology annotation, cellular component: nucleus.